Aspergillus homomorphus CBS 101889 is the source of this 1058-nucleotide messenger RNA. Its product is annotated as mitochondrial 54S ribosomal protein uL1m. Lineage: Eukaryota; Fungi; Ascomycota; Eurotiomycetes; Eurotiales; Aspergillaceae. The coding region runs from base 52 to 960 and encodes 302 amino acids. The transcript is spliced from 3 exons. The record is from RefSeq and is a predicted model, not a curated record.
CUCCCCUUCGCGCUCACAUUCAGUCCGGGGUACUCCAGCACGCCGUGCGCCAUGUCUUCCUUCAGUUCACUUCUGCCCACUGCGGCACGGGGUUUGAUCUCUUCAUGUCGGUCUCCCCUGCGACCGGCCUCCAUGGCCCCCAUUGUCUCCAGCUUUCAGCAAGCCCGAGCAGCUUCCAAGGGUGGCCGCAAGAAAAUGAUGGACAAGAGCAAGGGCUCCAAACCCGCCAAGAAGGGUCCCAAAGAAUUCAUUCAAAGAGAUCUCAAGAACAUCGAUCGGUGGGCGCUGUGCGAUGCGAUGAGAUAUAUCCGCGCCAUCGAAGUUGGCCGCGAGCCCACGAAUGUGAAAUAUGAGAUCCACGUUCGCUUAAGAACCAAGCGAGACGGCCCCGUUAUCCGCAACAUGCUUCGAUUCCCCAAUCCCGUCUCGACCGAGUCCCGGAUCUGCGUCAUUUGUCCCCCCGGUUCGAAAGCCGAGCAGGACGCUAUCGCUGCGGGUGCCGUCCUGGUUGGAGAACAGGUGGUUUUUGAUGCUGUGAAGGCGGGCAAGAUUGAGUUCGACCGCUGCAUUGCCCACCCGGACAGUAUGGAGGCCUUCAACAAAGCUGGACUGGGCAGGAUCCUUGGUCCUCGCGGUUUGAUGCCCAGCGCAAAGAUGGGUACCGUGGUUGAAGAUGUGGCCGGCCGCGUCGACAUGUUGCGCGGUGGUACAACUUACAGGGAGCGUGAUGCCGUCAUCCGGCUUCCCAUCGGCCAGCUGGGUUUCUCCCCCGAGCAACUGCGCGACAAUCUGCGCCAUACCCUGGAACAGAUCAAGAAGGAUUGUGCCAACUUGAACGAUCGCAUAUACAAGGAUAUCUACGAGGUGGUCUUGAGCUCCACCAAUGGCCCGGGCUUCAGCUUGAACGGCGACUUUAAAACCGAGCUGUCCGUGGACCCUGCCGCUUUGCAGGGCAAUUAAAAUAGCUUCUUGAAUUAUUCAAGGUGUACAGAAUAUGUUUCAUUAGGCAGGACACGGUGUAUAAUGGUAUUGUUUGACAUAUAUCCUCAAAGCAUAAG